Messenger RNA from Paraglomus brasilianum, 483 nucleotides. The record is from the annotation of a GenBank genome assembly. NCBI's taxonomy places the organism in Eukaryota, Fungi, Glomeromycota, Glomeromycetes, Paraglomerales, Paraglomeraceae.
AUGUCCGAAAUUCAUAAAGUCAUGUCCAAUCGUAAAGUUGCAAUACCAAGUUACUAUAAAAUGGAACAAAUAGAUUCGGCAUUGUUGUUGGAACCACCUAUAGGAGUUACGUUAGGGAUGCCAGUAGAGAGUCUUCUAGCUCCCAGUAGACGAUGUAGAUCAACACAUCCCCGUCGUCACCUGAACCCCUUCAUUCUAUUCAGAAGAAAUUUUGUGGCCCUACUUGCGGCACAUCCGGUACAUCCGAAGAUGGGUCCUUUUGAAGUGACCAGACGCAGCGCGAAUGAGUGGAGAAACGCUCCUCCCGUAGUCAAAGAAUACUUCCAAAUGUUGUCUGGCGAAGCAAACAAACGGCACGCCAUAAACUAUCCUCCAUUUAUGUACGCACCACGAAAAAGACGAAUUACCAAAAGUGCGUUUGCGGCAAAUAUGGAUAGAAAGCGGAAAGUCAGUAUCGGAUUGUUUAAAUGGAGAAACAUUUAA